AUGGAAGACGGCGCGUCCACUCACCCAGCCGAGUCUCCUGAGGACUCUGGCCCUGGUGAAGAAAACCAAAGCCUCGCUAACUCAUCGAAAAACCAGCAGUCCCAGAAGGACCGAAAAUGCCAGUACUGCAAUCAGGCAUUUACCUCAUCCUCCCUUGGCCGACACCUCGAUCAAUUCCUCUUCAAGAAGAAGCCCGACGGCAUUCACGAUGUCGAGGAGAUCCGGCGCAUUCGCAGUGGAAUCACCCGGCGACAGGCGCGGACUUCGACUGGAAAGCGGGAUACUCCUGAGCGCGGUCUGGCGAAAGGAUCGCUGGAUUCGCAUCAGGCUGGGGAAUCCGGGGGCAAGGGCCCUAUCCGGAUGAUGUUCAACACGCCAACGUGGCAUGCGACCGGUGUGAUCAACGACAUCCCCAACCCGAGCCAGACACAAGAUUCUGCAGCAUCUCGGUUUGCGGCUUCUCAAUCCCGUGUCGGCUCUUUAGCUGCAACGGAUCUCGGGAAUCGGGGCUCUCAUGCUAGUAGCCCAGAUACCGUGAGGGCACUGGAGCUGGCCCUGCGCGAGGUCCUGGAUAACAUCAAAGCCGCGACUUCGAGAACGCGACCGCGUAUUUCACCGUUUGAAUUCGAUAUUCAGGUCCAAACGUUCCCCUCCCUCUGCCUACAAUUAUUGCCCCCGCCUCCGACGCUGUUUGCACCCAAUCCGUUCCCAUCGGCCUCCUCCUUGCCUAUUGACCCUCCGGGACUGGAUCAUCAUGCAAUGGUAAGCGAUGCCAUCCGUUCGAAAAUUGAGCAGUGGCAGCGCGAUCAGCUGUCCGCCGAGUCGGUCAACAGCUCGCUGCCUGGAAAGUCCAGCCUUGGGAUGGAUUCGGGAACAAUUCAAAGAAACGCGCAGCAGCACGAGGAAUUGAGUCUGCGGCACCUUGAGCUCGCGUUCAAGCAUUGGGUGUCGCUCCCGCAUGAGUCGCGGAGAGAAGCCUGGCAGCUUGAGAUUAUGCGCGCAUUCGCACGUGAAUCCGAGAAGCGCAAGUCCCUCGAUGACCAGCUGGCUCGCGUCCAACAAGAGGCCAACCAGCUGCGAUCCCAGGUGGAGAAACUCGGAUCGUGUCAGUGGCCGCGGGAGUUCGCUCUGUUCCCCCCGGAGACACUGCCCUUACCGCGCGAUGCCGCCCGAGAGCUCGAUGCCAGGGAGAGCCAGGUCAGCCCGAGUUCCGCACGUUGGGACUACGAAAAUGUGGUUGCAAAGUGGAAACGGGCUGUCAUGCACGACCGGACUAUGGGCCGAGUGGGCACUGCCGCCAGCCCCCUACCAGAUGACCCGGUCAGCGCGAAUAGCGCGGACGCCAGACCAAGACCCAUGCAGCCGCCUCCGGCAUCUACUCACAGUCCAAGCGCCGGACCUUCGCCAGGCCAGCAUCCCUCCUCGCCAUAUACGUCUCACGAGAGCCCGAACUCGGGCCCGCAGGCUAAACGCCAGCGUCUCAUGAACGGCCGCCAUGCCAACGCCCCCAAUGAGCCAUCUACAGCCACAGCAACGCAGGGUGGCCCCGUCUCGUCUACCUGGAAUCCGAACCCACAGCCGCAACAGGUCGGGCCCUCGUCGCUUUCGAAUCCUCCCCCGGCGUCUCCAUCAUCAACUGGCUGA
Molecule: messenger RNA, 1644 nt
Organism: Aspergillus puulaauensis
Lineage: Eukaryota; Fungi; Ascomycota; Eurotiomycetes; Eurotiales; Aspergillaceae
Exons: 2
Coding region: 1-1644 (547 amino acids)
Source: RefSeq, a predicted model, not a curated record